Molecule: messenger RNA, 6604 nt
Organism: Labrus mixtus (cuckoo wrasse)
Lineage: Eukaryota; Metazoa; Chordata; Actinopteri; Labriformes; Labridae
Product: oxysterol-binding protein-related protein 2-like
Exons: 14
Coding region: 428-1846 (472 amino acids)
Cellular component (GO): intracellular membrane-bounded organelle; cytosol; membrane
Molecular function (GO): cholesterol binding
Source: RefSeq, a predicted model, not a curated record
CACGCCCACAUUACAAACAACUUCCGCUUCUGUGUCAACCGAAGGCUACACACUAAUUUCUGCUCAUGUCUCCGGACUUGACACCCUCCACACACCACCGAGGUUACUAAUUUAUUUCCCUCUAAGAAGUCAAAGAAACACAAACCACAAUUUGAAGUAACAUCAACUGUCCAAGGGCCGUCCGUCAAUCAAACAGCAGACAUCUCCUGGUGUCAUCCUACUGUGGUCACAUCAGCUGCUAAAAGAAGCAUCAGACUAAGUGUUGGACAUUCCCUGGAUUUUUAAUGAACAUUUUCCUGCUUCUGUGGUGACUGUCCAGAGGAAUCUCCAUCAGCAAAUCUUCUGAUCUCUGAGGGACUGGAUCCAAGUAGAACAUGUGCUAGGAGUUGAACAUUUCUGCUAAAUAACUAGACUGCUUCUCUAGAAAAUGAGCAAUGAAGAGGAGUUCUUCGACGCCGUCACAGGCCUGGAUUCUGACGAGUCGUAUGAAGGGGUGUCAGAGGCCAGUUUCAAAGAUGCAAUGGUGUUUGACGGCAGUAGUCAGAAGAACAACGGAUCAGUGCCACAGGAGAACGGCAUCAAGAAGCACAGGACUUCAUUACCUACGCCCAUGUACUCCAGAAACACCAUCAGUGUCUGGAGUAUCCUGAAGAAAUGCAUCGGACUGGAGCUGUCCAAGAUCACGAUGCCCAUUGCCUUCAACGAGCCUCUGAGCUUCCUGCAGAGAAUCACAGAAUACAUGGAACACACUUACCUCAUCAACAGAGCCUGCUCGCUGUCUGACUCCAUAGAGCGCAUGCAGGCAGUAGCUGCUUUUGCUGUGUCAGCAGUUGCGUCUCAGUGGGACAGAACUGGAAAACCCUUCAACCCUCUGCUGGGAGAGACCUAUGAACUUACCAGAGAGGAGCAGGGUUUCCGGCUUGUAUCGGAGCAGGUAUCCCAUCAUCCCCCAGUCAGUGCCUUCCAUGCAGAGAGCCUGGCGGGGGACUUUGUCUUCCACGGCUCCAUCUACCCCAAACUUAAGUUCUGGGGAAAGAAUGUUGAGGCUGAGCCGAAAGGGACCAUCACACUAGAGCUACUCAAACACAACGAGGCAUACACAUGGAGUAACCCUUUCUGCUGUGUACACAACGUGAUCCUGGGCAAACUAUGGAUAGAGCAGUAUGGCACUGUGGAAAUAGUCAACCACAGCACUGGAGACAAGUGUGUGUUAAAUUUCAAGCCUGGUGGGAUGUUUUACAAAGAGCUGCACAAAGUGGAGGGAUACAUCCAGGAUAAGAGUAAAAAGAAGCACUGUGUCAUCUAUGGGAAGUGGACUGAGUGUAUGUGGAGUGUGGACGCUCAAGCCUACGAGGCCCACAAGAAGUCAGAGAAGAAAGGGGACACCAAGAAGCAAAGAAAUGAGGAGCAGGAGGGUGCAGACAAUGAUGAUGCAGACGACAUGCCUGAAGUCCAGGAGACGGUGUCUGUCGUACCAGGAAGCACCCUGCUGUGGAGAAUAGACCCCAGACCAGCACAUUCUGCUGAGAUGUACAAUUUCACCAACUUUGCAAUGUCUCUCAAUGAGCUGGAUCCUGGCAUGGAAGCCAUCUUGGCCCCAACAGACUGUCGCUUCAGGCCUGACAUAAGAGCCAUGGAGAAUGGCAACAUGGAUGAGGCCAGCCAGGAGAAGGAGAGAUUGGAGGAGAAACAGAGAACAUCCAGAAAAGAGAGAGCCAAGAAUGAGGAGGAGUGGUCUACAAGGUGGUUCCAGAUGGGCACCAACCCGUACACCGGCUCCCAGGGAUGGCUCUACACUGGUGGCUACUUCAAUAGGAACUACCAAGAUCUUCCCAACAUCUACUGAUAGCCGUUAGCAUUCCUCCUCCACAACCUGCAAUGAUCUGCCUGUCAAGAAAUGGAGAGAAACAGAGGUUUCAAAUAACCGUUUCCAUUCCACACCUUUCAUCACCACCACCAUCAUCAUCAUCGUCUGUAAACUGACGGAUCAGGGGGACCUACAAAGGAGCUGACUGCCGGUCACUUUCUGUCAAUAGCGGUCUCAAAUAACGGUCUGCUGUGUGUCUUCAGGUGACUUUUUUUUUUUUUUUUCAGAAUUCAAAAGAUUUAAACCUUUUCCUUCUUCUCUUACGUGUUUUCUCAAGUAACGACCAGCAAACCUUUUCAAUCUUUUUGCUUCGGUGUCUCCAAAAGCACAAGAACCAUUUUAUCUUUGACACGACGGAGUGGUCAGGAAUUGUACAUUGAAGUUAUUGUAUAUUGGGGAAAAAUAUGAAUGAGAUCCAACCUGAAUGUGGAAUUCAAAAUCAAACGUCUCUCAUCGGAGGAACCUGCCAAGCUCCCAAAUGGCCACAGUCACAUCAUUAAAGAGUUGAUAUAAAUAAGAAAACAUAAUUAAAUAAAACAUAAUAAUCACAGUGAUGGAGCUUUGGACAUGGAAGGAUACCUACUGAAUGGGAAAUCAGGGAUGUAAAAGAUACCCUCGAGGAUGGAACUUGAGGAUGCUUCGUUUCUUGUGGAAACAUUCAAACACUCGUUACAUGAAUAUAGAUGAAAUUGAAGAUUUUAAAGAGCAAACUUCUAAAUAAAUUCUCGUCAAAUUGGACAAGACAAAUCAAAUAAAAACAUAAGCUUAUUGGUCUUCAUGGGUCAUAUCCCUAAUAAUGACCUUCUACUUGAGGUGUAUGCAUCCAAAUAAAUCAAAAGAGCUACUAGGGAAUGGAUGUUUCCUCUAUGAAGAGAAGAAUGUGCAGCCUAUGUGGGGUCAUAAAAGAAACCACAUGGAAACUUAAGAAUGAAUAGGGCACAGGUUCAGUGACAUGUCUGAGCAGUGAACAGAAUUGUGACUGUCCAAACACUCAACCUUUAGCUACUGUAUGCCUGUAAGAAUAGUUUUUAGUAUUACUCCCAGUAAAAAUGUACAGAAUCAUUAACGCUAUAGUCUAAGACCACAAAGCUAAAGGUUUCUAUGCAGCUUGGAUAAAGCAGCUUGUCUAACCGUGCUGCCUGCUACUCAUACGUCAUAGCUGAUGUUUACUCACAUGGCUUCAUAUUUCACAUCUUCCCAGUGGUACAUCCUCUGAGGAAGUUGUCUCAUGUCUGAGACUUUACAGGUAUAUUUCUGUUUUCUCCUCCAAAGGCAGGUCAGAAGUCUGGCUGAAGCUGCUCAUGCUGGUUCAGUCUCCUGCUCAAAGGUACUUAACGAGAAACCUAUGAGUUUAGAGCAGGGAUCUGGUGGAUCUAAAAAAAAAGACAAAGAAGACCAAAUCGAAAGGUUUGUGUCUCCAUGUACAUGAAAAUCUGCACUUGGAAGUCUAAAUUCACCCCCACAGAGUUAAACUCGACUGUAUCAACGGAUUUUAAAAUGUAUAUUUAAUACCCACUUUACACACAAGCACCACCUGUGUUACACCGAGUGGGGAUAAAAGAACACGCAAGUUAAUGAAAGUAAUACAUGCACAUUUGUCAUGUGAUUGAAUGUCUAAAUAUGUACAGACACUUAAAGCCAUAUUAACUACAAGAGUGAACAGUUGUUGUGUGAAUGAUGUGAAUCUAACUUCAACAAUAACAUUUAUUAAUCUCACAAUCUUCUUCGCUUGAAUGAAAAAGAAAACGUUAUUCAUGUCGGUGUAGUAUAAUGUGACGUGUUGAGGAUUAGCUUUUUCUGCUGCCCAGAUGGAUUUGAUGUUAGGAAUGAUUGGGUUAAUAAACACACAUCCAGAGGGUCACAAACAACAGGUCACCCUAAGGAAUACAAGCUCACUGGGAGAGAGAGAGAGAAAGAAGCAACAUGACUCAAACAUGGAUGCUAAAAGAAUGAAACCACAGACACACGAUAACUACAGAGACUUAAAAUGGAAUAGACAGCAACAAAAAAGAGAUGUAAAGUUGUUUUAAAGAGGCAUGUCAUGUUUUUUAGAAAACCAAACAACAGUAAGCCUUUGUGGUACAAACUGUCCAUAGCAAAUGGAAUUUGAAUAGUUAAAAAAAACCUAUCCAGAUGAAUUAAAGCACACACAAUAAUUAUAAUAAUAAAUAACUUAAAGGUCACAUAUUAUGCAAAAUACACUUCAACACUCCAUGUUUUUCUAAAACUAAUGUGUCCCUAGUCUAUCUACAAACCCCCCAAUUAUGAGAAAGCCCAUCCUCUCCGUCUUUUACCUGCUCCACUUUUCAGAAAAUGUGUGCUCAAACAGGCCGUUUGGAGAUUUUCCCUUCAUGACAUCAUAAAGGGCAGUAACCCCUCCCCCAGGUGGGUUACACUCCCACAGCUAGGUGUUUGUUCUGCCCUCUGGGUUGUCCUUCUCCGUGUAAACAAUUGGUCAUGGAGCGAGAAAGCCAGAGCCACAUCAGAGAGGGGCGUGGUCAAACACAGCUAAUUUACAUAUUUAAAGGUACAGACACAGAAACAGCCUGUUCUGAGCAGGGCUGAAAUAGAGGGGUUUAUAGGCAUGAUCAAAUACAGGAUCAGAGUGGAUUUAGAACAAGAAACUUCACACACAUGUUUUGGAGAGUUCUGAGACUUAUUUUAACUUAAUAAUAAUGUUUGACCUUUAAAAAGAAGAUAUACACUUUUAAAAAAGGGUUGUCAACAGCAGUUUGACAUCAAACACUUUCAGAGAUUUUUGCAUAGAAAGUCUAAGCUCAAUGAGACAUCCUGUCUACAGGGUGUGUUUUUUCUUGUUGCCAUGUUCAACAAAAUCCAUGUUUAACCCUGCUAAUGUUUGGAUUACAGCUGCUCUAACACUAUAUGCUAAUGUUGCAAAUAUAAGAUCAUUUGAUAUUAAACUCUCAGUAUUUUCCCCUUCAAUCCAUCCGAGAAUUUAAUCUAAUUUUCCAAUUUGGGGCUGAAAUCCAAACUCAUGUAUUCUGAUAUUAUAUUUCCAGAUUUAUGAAAAAAAGAUAAUGUUAUCAAAAGAAUCUACCUGGAGUGUUUAUAAUAAAACCAGAUUGGAAGAGUUCAUUGAAAAUCAGAGAUUGGAGGAUGAAUCACAUGUCCAUACCCCUUUAUUUGAUAUUGAUUGUUUCAUCCUUGGUUUAGAAUUUCAAUUGGAUAAAUCAUUAUGAACAAAUAACACCCAACCAUCAGCUCUACAGGCUAUCAUAACACUUUAAUAUUCCUCACAUAACCUGCUACUCCUCCAUGCACUCGGGAGAAUCUGGCUUUUUGACGGCAAAUACCAAUUUGAAAGAACUUUUGUUGAAAGAAUGGAACAGUAUCCCUCGAUUUCACCCCCUCUCCAAAACAUAAUAAAGUGCAAAAUCUACUGCGCUGCCCACCUCUACAUGAUGUACACGAUAUACAGAGAUAAAAAAAGUAAUGCAUUUAAUCCCUGCAUUUCACCUAACAGAAGUUAAAAUGUCACCUUUACAUCAUUAAGACCAUUUUAUAUUCCUCAGUACCUACUCUAUGCAACAUUUGCUUCCUCAACAUAAACAGUAUGUGUCUGAUGUGUCAUUGUGAAGAAACUUUAACCCCCCCCUCAUCCCUUCAACACAUCUGGACAUGCAUCCGAAGAGUUCCAGGUUAAAUUGUCAGAUACUCUGAUACACUCUGCCUUUUUUAGUUUAUCAACACAUUCCAAACAUUUGGAUAGCGCUAUAACUUGAACUUGUAGGCACUACAACCAGCUUUGUUUCACAUCUUGGACCAACUUUUUUCAUUUUUUUCAUUUUUGUGUUUUUAAAUCUAAACGUCCAUGUCAAACUUUGUGCCCAUAUUUUCAUGUUUCCAUUUUUCAUUUCCUUGUGUUGUUUCCUUUAUGUGUGUGUUAUUUAUGAUAUUUCAGGUUUUAUUAGAAAAUAUAUUAAUUUGCUUAGUUUCUUUCAUUGAUGCACUUAAGUUUUCCUUUCUCUUAAUAAAUACAUUGAUCUGUUUAAAGAGGAGCAGAGCAUCUAAACUAAGAAGUUAACAAUCUUCUUUGACCUUACUGGUGGACAUUUUUACAGAUGCCGUUUGAUCUAUGGACCAAUACAGUGUGUAUGCACUCAGACUGUGUGUUGAAGUGUAAACCACAACAUGAUUCAUUUUUUGUAUUUUUGACUCUUCAUUGAAAGAGUUGCAGUCACUAACACUAUUUGAGAUGAUUAUAACAGAGCAGUGUGAGAUUAACAUGGUGUAAAAUGCUAUAGUAGUAAAUAACCCAUUAAAGAUUUAAAGGUUUUCAUGGAUUUUGACUGCAGAGUCAUUCCAGCUGGUGAGAUUGUCAUAGUAAACGUAUUGAAAAUGCAAAAAUCAUCAGUUCUCUAACCAUCAAAACUUUGCUCCCUUCAUUAAACUAGAUUAAGGUUUGAUGUUGCUUUGAGUGUUGGUCCCUCUGUUGAGUUUCUCCCUCCUUCUCUUGGACUGUAUCACACGGUGUUGAUGUUACAUAUAUAAAUAAAUGUGUACAAGUGCUGCACAGAGGUAAUCACGAGCAAAAUGGCAUAUUAUUUUGUGCAAUUGAUUUAUUUUUAUAGUAUUUAAACCGUUUUUGGUGAGAACAUUGUACCAGAUGUUUUAUUUUGAGGUGGGGGACAGUUCGGGAGUCAUAUCCAAUCUGUGGACAGCUUGGUAGAUACAUCAACAGGGGAAAUGUCUACUAAUAAAAUAAAACUAAUUUCA